Neogale vison (American mink) is the source of this 4342-nucleotide messenger RNA. RefSeq names its product pre-mRNA processing factor 38B (gene PRPF38B). The transcript has 6 exons. NCBI's taxonomy places the organism in Eukaryota, Metazoa, Chordata, Mammalia, Carnivora, Mustelidae. Bases 283 to 1932 code for a protein of 549 amino acids. The record is from RefSeq and is a predicted model, not a curated record. Gene Ontology annotation, cellular component: precatalytic spliceosome.
UCUUGUUCCCAGGGGCAGUUGGCGGAAGAGAUCGCGCUCGGUGGCCGCCGGUUCGCCUUCUGCCGGGAGUUCUCGCGCCCGCGUCUCGGCGUCUGCUUUCGAUCUAGGGUCCUUUUGUCGGCGUUCCCGUUGCCCUCCCUCAUCCAGCUGGGGGACAGCGAAGCGGCCCCCUGUCCUGACGGCGUUCCAUGGAGUAGGGUCCCGGACCGUUGUCCCGAAGAGCGAGAUCGAGCUUGGCCCCCUCCCCCUCCCUUCUCCCUCCCUCCUUCCUUCCGCCGCAACAUGGCUAACAACAGCCCCGCGCUGACAGGCAACUCGCAGCCGCAGCACCAGGCGGCCGCGGCCGCGGCCCAGCAGCAGCAGCAGUGCGGCGGUGGCGGCGGUGGCGCCACCAAGCCGGCGGUCUCGGGCAAACAGGGAAAUGUGCUACCGCUGUGGGGCAACGAGAAGACUAUGAACCUCAACCCCAUGAUCUUGACCAAUAUCCUGUCGUCGCCUUACUUCAAAGUGCAGCUCUACGAGCUCAAGACCUACCACGAGGUGGUGGACGAGAUCUACUUUAAGGUCACGCAUGUUGAACCAUGGGAGAAAGGAAGCAGGAAAACAGCAGGCCAAACGGGGAUGUGCGGAGGGGUUCGAGGUGUUGGAACAGGAGGAAUUGUUUCUACAGCUUUCUGCUUGUUAUACAAAUUAUUUACUCUGAAGCUAACUCGUAAGCAAGUGAUGGGUCUCAUAACACACACAGACUCUCCAUAUAUUAGAGCCCUUGGAUUUAUGUAUAUAAGGUACACACAGCCCCCUACAGAUCUCUGGGACUGGUUUGAAUCCUUCCUUGAUGAUGAAGAGGACCUAGAUGUGAAGGCUGGUGGAGGCUGUGUAAUGACCAUUGGAGAAAUGCUACGGUCUUUUCUCACAAAACUGGAGUGGUUUUCUACCCUGUUUCCAAGAAUUCCAGUUCCAGUUCAGAAGAAUAUUGAUCAACAGAUCAAAACCCGGCCUAGAAAAAUCAAGAAAGAUGGGAAGGAAGGUGCUGAGGAAAUAGACAGACAUGUUGAACGCAGGCGUUCAAGGUCUCCAAGGAGAUCACUGAGUCCACGGAGGUCCCCAAGAAGAUCAAGAAGUAGAAGCCAUCACCGGGAGGGCCAUGGGUCUUCUAGUUUUGAUCGAGAAUUAGAAAGAGAGAAAGAACGCCAGCGACUAGAGCGCGAAGCCAAAGAAAGGGAGAAAGAAAGGCGAAGAUCCCGAAGUAUUGAUCGGGGGUUGGAACGCAGGCGGAGUAGCAGGAGUAGGGAAAGGCAUAGAAGUCGUAGUCGUAGUCGGGAUAGGAAAGGGGAUCGAAGGGACAGAGAUAGGGAAAGAGAGAAAGAAAAUGAGAGAGGUAGAAGACGGGAUCGUGACUAUGAUAAGGAAAGAGGUAAUGACCGAGAAAAGGAGCGAGAGCGAUCAAGAGAACGGUCCAAGGAACGGAGAAGUAGGGGUGAGGUAGAAGAAAAGAAACACAAAGAAGAUAAAGAUGAUAGGCGGCAUAGAGAUGACAAAAAAGAUUCCAAGAAGGAGAAAAAACACAGUAGGAGUAGAAGCAGAGAAAGGAAGCACAGAAGUAGGAGUAGAAGUAGAAAUGCAGGGAAACGAAGCAGAAGUAGGAGCAAAGAGAAAUCAAGUAAACAUAAAAAUGAAAGUAAAGAAAAAUCAAAUAAACGAAGUAGAAGUGGCAGUCAAGGAAGAACUGACAGUGUGGAAAAAUCAAGAAAACGGGAACAUAGCCCCAGCAAAGAAAAAUCUAGAAAGCGUAGCAGAAGCAAAGAACGUUCCCACAAACGAGAUCACAGUGAUAGUAAGGACCAGUCUGACAAACAUGAUCGUCGAAGGAGCCAAAGUAUAGAACCAGAGAGCCAAGAGAAACAACAUAAAAACAAAGAUGAGACUGUGUGAAAUUUUUUUUGUAAAAGUGGAUCACAUUGAAUCCUAUAAAUGUUUGAUUAAAUCUGCUUUCUUUUUUCCUCCCAAGUUGAAAUUGUGCAGUAGUUAACGCACUCUUCAAGCUCCCUGUAGGCUGCAUUUUCAUUUCCUCUUUUGUGUAGGGAAGUGCCUUUGUAAUCCCAUUUAUUGCAUUGAUGUUUUCACCCAGUUCUUGAGUUUGAUACAUGAUGCACAGAUUGUUCUUGCAUUUUUAUUGUUUAAUUGUUUUUGAGAUGUACAGUCUGUACAUAUGUCCUGAAAAUGUUUUAAUUCCUUUGGCAUGGUUGCCAUGUUGGUUAAAUUUGUAUAAGGCAAUAAACUGCCACUAAUUCUAUUUUUGUUUUGUAGGUGUGGGAUUAUGGUUUGUGUACUGAAGUUAGCAUGGCUGUGCUUUUCAUAAUAGAAUGCUAAAGACUUUGAGAAUGGAUCUUGGAUGUCUACUAUAGGAGAAUUUUGUGCUUUCGGUGUACAUGAAGGCGGCAGUUGUAGGAUUAACAUUCUUGUCCACUGUAUAUUAUCUUGGAAGGCUCUUGUUAAUAUGUUACACUUAAUAUUCUCCACAGUUAACUUUAGAGAGAUUAAUGACAAGUUAGUUUCUGAUGCAGAGGUUUCAAUUAGGCUGUGAUUUGAUCAAAAGUCCUUUUAGCAUUCUACCUCAAAGGGACACUGUUAGUAUGCCUAAAAUUUAUUCACGUAGUUUUUCUUUUUUAUUUGGAAAAAUACAUGACAUGUAAUCUUUUUUCUUGAAUUUCUCAGAUUUUAAAGUACUAUAUUAAAGGAAAAAAUUAAUGUCUAAAGCCUAGCAUUCUUGCAGCAACCCUAUACUAAACGUGAAAUUGGGAGAGGGUGGGGCAGAUGAGUAGAGAAAUAGAUUCAAGCCUCAAGCUUCCAAAGCAUUUUUAUAAAUGGGAAAAAACUUAAAUUAUGAAACAGCUUGAUAUAGUGUCCUUUUUUUAAAAUUCAAAACUUUUUUUAUUGAUAAUGAAGAUGGCUGUUUGAGUUUUUAAACUUAAUCUAGAACAAAGAAAUAUUAAAAAGUAAUGCUGUGCUGCAUUAUUUAAGAUUAUCAGCAAAUUAUUUGAUAGAUUGUUCUUAUGACUUGUAUUCUGAUUACAGAGAACGAUCAUGAGUGUGGAAUAAAUACUGGAUUAAAUCCUUUAUUCUGGGUGUUGGCUUUUCCCCCAUUUGUCAACAUUUUUUUUAAAGUAUUUUUAUUGUGGAAAUUGAUAACAGUGUUAGAGUCACACUUUGUGUAGAGGGAUGGGUAUCUCAGUGCCCAGAUGACAAGUGAAUUUUAAACGUGUAGACUAGAAUUGGACAUAUGUGAUAGUCAAUAAUCCUUACUAGAGUUCUUAAUAUUGGCAGUUCCCUCUGUCAGUGAGUGUUCUGUGUGUCAUUAGGUGGUUCUUUUGAUUGGGAAAUGACUUAUUUUUCACAUCAAAGGUGCUUAUUGAGAUACUUUGCACUUACUUGGAUUACAUGUUAGAAUCAUUUAAAAUUUGGACUUGAAGUAAGUUUUAUAACUCCGUUUUUUAGAACAAGAAAUUUGAGGUGCAAGGUGAUGUGUUCAAUCAGUGCCAAGACAAGGAGUGUUCAGACAGUGUCUAGCAUAUUAACAUGUUUUAUCUCACUGUUUAUAUUGGCCAACUUGGUGGGCACUCGGCAGCCGCCUUGCAAAAGUGAUACAUGGGGCAAACAAGUACAUUUGGAAGAGUCCAUAUGUGGGCUUAACAUUUGUACCUACCUAACUCCAGAAAAAUCUCAUUAAAUGAAGGAAUUCCUCUCUGAAAAAAUGCUAUGCUUUUUUUUUUAAAUAAGUGGAAGAUUCAGUCAUCUCGCCUUUUAAUUGAGCAUCAAGUGAAUUGACACUAGACAUAGAAAAGUAUUUUCAAGUAAGGAAAGUAGAUUGAUCUUCUAUUGAAAAUAUUUUUAGCAUUCCUAAAUGAUGGUGCUACUCCUGAAUACAGUUCCACCUGAAAUGUUAAUUUAACUGUAUUUUAGGUAAAAUGUGGAAAAUUUAUUUUCAGUAGAGGUGAAAAUACUAUCAAGCUGUAUUUGAUUUAUGAUUUUUAAUGUUAAAUUUGCUCUGGAACAUUUCGAUAAGUAGUAGAACAUGUUAAUAAUACUAAUUGUUGCCAAAUGUAUGCAUUGUUUAAUUUGGAGAGUGACUUCCUGAAAGACUGGGAAGACAAGUGACUGCAAAACUCAGAAUUAUUUCUUACAACAUGAGCAAACUUGAAAAGCUUUUGAUAGUUGAAAAUAGCAACCUCCACCGAGUGUUUGUUCUCAGCUUACUGAAAUGACUUUACCUUUUCAUGUAUUAAUAUCUUUCAUCUGUUUUCUAAUGUUCCAUUUGCAAUUAAAUACUAUACAUGGGCCAGUA